AUGUCCAAUGUCGACUUAUCGAGCGACGGCUUCAUCGGCCUAGACUACGACCCCAGAACCUACAUCCAAGCGCAGUCCUGGCCCGUAGCGGUGGACCACCAGGCCUCGCAGCGAUCCGAUGGAGCGCGAGACAUCUCGCCGUUGCAAACCAGCGGUCACGCUUACGAACAGUCGGUAGCUCAGGAUCCUCAUCUGAUGGUCGACUGGCACUUCCAGCACUUGCAACCCCACCUCCACUACGCCCAUGAGGAGGCCUCCUCCGCCCCCCAGUUCACUACCGCCGGUUAUGGCAUGCCCAUCCACUCGUCCCCCGUGGAUCUCAUGUCCGGAGCCCACGCGCACAUGAGCACGAGCCUGCUGGACGGUCCUUACCUGCCCUUGUCUGCCCCGGCGGACAUGGUGCCCUUCCCCUACCACGACCUCCAGGCCGACCUCAUGGCCUUCCCCCAGCCCGACGGGCUCCCGGACUUCACCACCGCCUACGGCGCCCCCCACAACGUGAUCGAGAGCAGCUCGCCCACCGACACCUACCUGGAGGUCCGAUCUCUGACCAGCUCCAGCAGCGACAACGGCUGGAGCACCAUCGAGCCCCGCCGCUCCCACGAGUUCUUCCCGGAUCAGGGGAUCUUCAUCAAUCCCACCCAGACCCUGCAUGACCGCAGUCUGUCUGAGUCCUCCUACUCGACCUCCUACGGCAGCUUCGUGGAGAUCACGAAUCCCAUCAACUCGCCCAGCUCCGACAGCAACUUCGACAUUGCGUUCAACAACAGCAUGGCCGCCCGUCGCGUCUCCUACGACCACACCUCCCACGGCUCCCAGUCCCCGACUGCCGUCAGCCCUGUAGCCAUUGUCCGGCCCAUCCCGGUGCCAUCCAAGAAGGCGUCCUCCCCGCCCUCGCGCUCCUCCGGGUCCCAGGCGUCCUCGGCCUCGCCGCCGAGUCGGAAGCCGUCCCGCAAGAGUCCGAUUGCCGCCAAGACAGCCGAGACCAAGGUCCGCAAGCAGUCCCAGAACGGCAAGCCGGAAACCGAGAAGCGUGUGGGCAAGCGCAAGGGACCUCUCAAGCCGGACCAGCGGAAGCAGGCGAGCGAGAUCCGUAAGCUGAGGGCAUGCCUGCGCUGCAAGUUCUUGAAGAAGACUUGCGACAAAGGCGAGCCCUGCGCCGGCUGCCAGCCCUCCCAUGCUCGGUUGUGGCAGGUCCCCUGCACGCGGAUUGAUAUUAAGGAAAUCGGGUAUUUCAUGAAGGACUGGAAGGCGGACUAUGAGCGCCACAUCGCUCUGGGUUUUACGGUCGGAAACAUCAAGGGAUUCUCCGAGCACGAGACGACUCUCUUCAUCACCCACGGCUAUGGCCACGUCCUCCCCAUCAAUGCUCGCGAGGUUUACGUGCGCGACGAACAGUGCUUUGGUGUUGACUGGGUCGAAUCCAUGAACCGGGAACCCACGCAGUACGAGGUCGAGACGGCCAAGCUGUCCGCCGGAAUGGAAGGUAUCUCGCAUGCGAUGCUGUCAGACUAUCUGGAUCGCCACAUCGACGGCAACGGCACCUUUGAAAAGUUUGUCGAUGACUACUUCGAGGGUACGCCGUUCCUGACGCAGAUGCUCAAGACGGCCUUCCGGUAUUACUACCGCACGAAGCUGCCGGUGAUCCGGAAGGCGCUGAAGCUGGUCAUUGCGUACAACCUGACGCUCCACGUCACCAUGGUGGAGGGGCUGGGCGAGGAGGAGCCGUUCUCCGGCAAGAUCCAGGAUCAGACCUCGAAAUUCAAGGGCAAGACGGUGGCGCCGGUCAUGAUCAACUUCCAGAUCAAGUGCGCCAUGGCGAACAUGUGGCGCGAGCUGCAGAAAGAUGUGCUGGAAGAGCUGUCUAGUCUCUACUCGAGUGUCUACAGUGGAGACAAGCUUAAGAACUGGCCGACAAUCUUCAUUCUGGCUUCGAUACUGUUGGCGGUGUGGGAGGAGAUGCAGUUUGACUGCCACUACCGGACUCCGGAUGCUGCUGCGGUGGAGAAGUUCUGCAACGAUAUGGAGACGACCCCCGUGGGCGUGAUCGUCGGGCUGUUCCAGGCGAUUUCCCAGAAGCUCCCAGCCUUCACGGAUUGGGAGACGCAAAAGCACCACCACCUGCUGCACUCGAAUCGCGACGUCUGCGACACGAUGACUGAGGUCCGCCAGCACGUUACCAACUUUGAGAGCUACCUUCGCGGACGCUCGCAAUCCAAAUUCAACCGCAAUGACUUCGACUGUUUAUCCAACAAGUUUGUUUCCCGACUUGUGAUUCGCGCAAACUGA
Aspergillus heteromorphus CBS 117.55 is the source of this 2289-nucleotide messenger RNA. Its product is annotated as Zn(II)2Cys6 transcription factor domain-containing protein. Gene Ontology annotation, molecular function: DNA-binding transcription factor activity, RNA polymerase II-specific; zinc ion binding. The transcript has 4 exons. The record is from RefSeq and is a predicted model, not a curated record. Lineage: Eukaryota; Fungi; Ascomycota; Eurotiomycetes; Eurotiales; Aspergillaceae. The coding region runs from base 1 to 2289 and encodes 762 amino acids. Gene Ontology annotation, biological process: regulation of DNA-templated transcription.